AUGGCGGACCUUCGCAGCUCUGCCACUAGCAUCCUUAGUGUUGGCACUGCCAGGUCUUCUCUUACGUCCAUCCGAUCUAGUAGUCUUCAGCACAAGGUUGACGUGGCUCAGAUUCCUCAAGUGUAUAAGGUGCCCUUGUGGGAUUUGAAUUGUCAAUUUGACAUUGUCACCAAGAAACAUGGCCAGCCAGUCCUCCUGAAGGAUGCCAUCAAGCAUGAACGGCGUAGUCAGCAAGCAGAUGAAACAGGAGUCGAUGAUGUGGGAUUGCUGGAUUUCUACAAGGAUUACUUUCACUCUUAUCCAAUCUACCAGGAUGAAAAAUGGCAGCUCUACAAGGCAAUGGGAGGGAGAAAGUUUGGAAUUCUCACCAUUCUCAAGGGAAUCCUAGGUGCCAGAAGAAGACUCAAUGAGAAAAAUAUUGUAUCCAGCAAGGAGAACCACAAAUCGGAAGGAUGGUUGGCAGGUGGAGUCCUAGUCUUUGACAAGAAGGGCCAACUCAUAUAUGUUCUAGAGGAACACGUGGGAAAACCAUUUGAUAUGGAAAUACUUAACUUGGCCAUUGCAGAAGCAAGGCAAUCCAAUCAAUUGGACAAGCAAGCGAAGCACCAGGAAGAAUACUCAGAAUCCAUGCAGAUUCAAGAGGAUGCUCAGACAGUCAGAUCUUCCAUGGUUAGUAAUCCUGGCAGUGCCUUCGAUGAAUAA
Messenger RNA from Seminavis robusta, 702 nucleotides. NCBI's taxonomy places the organism in Eukaryota, Bacillariophyta, Bacillariophyceae, Naviculales, Naviculaceae. The record is from the annotation of a GenBank genome assembly.